CUGGACUCGUCGUGGGCAUCAUGGUCUUCAGCUGGGGAGAUUCUACUCAGGGACAGCUCGGCUUACCUGCUAAUGAAGGAAAAUGGAUCAGCACACCGACUGCGGUGAACAUUAAUGAAGAAAUAGUGUCGGUGUGGUGUGGAGAGCAGCACACUUUAUUACUGACAGUAAACGGACAGGUCCUGUCAUGUGGACGAAACUCUAAAGGACAGCUGGGCAGAGCAAAGACCAGAGACAACAAUAAACUACCAGUAAAGAUUGAAGGGUUGGGAGGAGUUGCUGCUGUAGCAUGUGGGCAGGAUCAUUGUUUGGCUCUGUGUGAUUCGGGUCAGGUGUUCUCCUGGGGAGCCAAUGGCGAAGGACAGCUGGGCAUUAACAACUCUGUGGCAAAAUGCCCCAAACCUGUACCAGUUCAAAUACCCAUGCCUUUUUCAAUCCCAGUGGUUCAGGUUGCUUGUGGUAACUGUCAUUCCUUGGCCUUAACAAAAGGGGGAGAGGUGUUCUCAUGGGGCCAAAACAACUAUGGCCAGCUUGGACUGGGAAAAUCGGUGGUCUUGCAGCCCGCCCCAGCACUGGUGCGAGCUCUGACCGGAGUGCCAGUGAUUCAGAUCUCCGCGGGUGGAGCCCACACCCUGGCCUUGGCUUUGCCAUCUCGAGUUUUCUGCUGUGGAGCCAACAGUGCAGGACAGCUGGGUGUUAACAGGACUGAUGAGAAAGGUCGCUUUACAAUAUGUGCUGUUCCUGCUUUAAGGAACAUCGGUGUAACUUCCAUCAGCUGUGGAGAAGCACACAGUGCCGUCCUGACUAAGACUGGAGAUGUCUACACCUUUGGAGAGGGAGCACAUGGACAACUUGGACAAAACUCCAUCAAUAAUGAGCUUCGACCAAAGAAAGUUGAAGGCAUUGACGGACCAGCUGAACAAGUAACCUGUGGCAGUCAUCACACCCUGAUCUUGAUGGAAUCUGGCCAAAUCUUUGCAUUUGGACGCAAAGUCGAAGCUCGGGAGAGUGGUGGCACAGUAGAUAGCCUACAGCCCAUGAGAGUUGAAGGAGACUGGAAUUGCAGAGGAGCUAAAAACAACCCAGUAAUGAAGAUUUCCUCUGGCUGGAAUUCCAAUUUUCUUUACUUUCCACCUUCCAAGACCUCUGUUCUUGGGGAUCCAGUUGGAAAACUUGACGAAGCCCAAGUGCAGAAAUGGGUUUCAAUUUCAGAGAAUGAUAGAAAUAUCAAAGAAGUUCAAAGGGAGAUUUUACUGACAUUUUCAACAAGUUCAAAUCUAGUCGCUUGUUUCAUGAAGGACAGUGGAACCAUCAGCAAAGAUACUGUGGAGGUUGAUUUGAAUGCUGCUAGUCAGACCUUUGAUCAACUCCUGACGAUUCCUUGGAUCAAAUGUUCAGUAAACAUCAAGCCUCUGGUGAUGAACCUUCUGUUUUCUGCACCAGUGAUGAGAUGCCCUGAGAUCUUCAUGCUUCUGCCUACAUGCCCUAUUCUUCAUGAAACAGAAAACUUCAACAGGGUUCUUGAGCUAGCUGUAGCCAUCACAAGUCUCCAUGAUACUGCCAUUGAAAUCAUGAAGAACUUCUGGUCAUCAAUGGAAGCAAGUAUGAUGAAAAAACACAUCAGAAUGUGGAAACGGGCCCUCGUUUUCCUCCUAAAUGCCAACCUUACUUUACAAUUUAAUCCUGGUGUUAAAGCUGUGCUGGAGGUCCUCAAGUACAUUUACAAGGGAAACAAACGGGCUGAAAAAUCAAGGAGGGUUCCACUCAGUGACUUCUACAUUGAGGAGAUUGGCUUGGUGCCUCAGUUACUUGAACAGGAUGUAGCACUGUGGGCACAGAUUAAAUAUAAAGAAGUUCAGGAAGUGGAUGCCACACCUGCCAUUUUUUGCCGUUAUCCGUUUCUCCUGGACCUCAACAGCAAAAUCCACAUUUUCAGAUUUGUUGCUUUUGCAACACAGUUCAUUCAUCAGAUACUCAGUAUAAGCACUUUCCUUGGACAGAUGUUUCAGAAUGAGUUUUCUGUGGAGCCCUCAGCACCUAUGUUUCAGCUGAAACUGAAACGCACUGCCCUGCUGGAGGACACAUUCAGACACCUCGACAAUGCUGAUCACAAUAACUUCAAAAAAAGACUAGUGGUGAUAUUUGUGGAGGAUUCAAAACUGACAGAAGUGAACAAAAGGGAUUUCUUCCUUCAUGCUUUCAAUGAGCUCUUGGCUCCUGAUUCAAAGAUGUUUAUGAACAAUGAACGGCAAACUAUGAUUUGGUUUCCAGCUAAUGCAACAUUUGAACAUACAAGAUACUUCCUGUUUGGAAUUCUCUGCGGUCUGGCCCUUUACAACAACAACAUAGUCUACAUGCCCUUCCCUCUGGCCAUGUUUAAGAAACUGGUCAAUGUAAAACCCACACUGGAGGACUUGGCCGAGUUCAGCCCUGAGAUUGGAAGAAGUCUGAGGUGCAUUCUGCAUGAGUACCCGGAUGACGUUGUAAAUGAUUUGAACACUACUUUCUGUAUACACUGGGAUGGUGCUGAUGUGGAACUGGACCCUCUUAACAGUGGAAAACCUGUAACAAGUGCUAAUAAGAAGGAUUUUGUGGAUGCCUAUGUGGAUUAUGUGCUGAACAAAUCAGUGGAGAAAGUGUUUGAAGAGUUCAGAAGGGGCUUCUUCAAAGUGUGUGACCCAGACGUGGUGGAUUUCUUUCAGCCAGAGGAGCUCAGAGGAGUUACGGUGGGCACAGAGGAGUACGACUGGGAAACUUUCAAAAAGAACACAAUGUACGGUGGACAGUUCCAUGAAAGACACUCCACUAUCAUUGCGUUCUGGGAGGUGUUUGAGGAGCUGACGGAGGAGCAAAAGAAAUCCUUUCUCUUGUUUUUGACGGGCUGUGAUCGUGUUCCGAUUCUUGGGAUGGGAGAGAUUAGGAUGAACGUGCUUGACCUGUGCCACUUUACCCAGAACCACCUACCAGAGUCCCAAACCUGCCACUUCAAUUUUAUGCUGCCUCCAUAUGAAAACAAGCAGCGACUGAUGGACAAGCUCAUCGAAGCACUGAAACAUAACAGAGGAUUCUGGAAAGAAUAGACCAGUGGUCGACCAGCAUGCAUUAAAAUAAAAUAUCAUAUAAAACAUAUGAAGUAAUUGUUAGUAGUAGUGUUAGGGUUAAUUAUGUAUUGUAUGUUACACUACAACCAUACAUGUUCUCAAAUCUUCAGAUCUCAAAGACUUACCACUUCACAAAAAAAAAAAUACACAAACUUAACAUUAUGUAAUAAAUUAACAUUAAAGCAGCUGUCGUGGAUUAGACACACAGACAAUACUUGAUCUUAAUUACCAAACACAGACAGCUCUGGAGCUCUUCCAAUGGCAGAGAAAGAACCCAUCUUUCUUAAAAGUGUAAUAAUGUAAAAUAAAAAAAAAUGAAGUGUUUGUGGCACAUCUAGGCACAUUGUUUAAAGCUGUAUGUGAUAUUGAAUGUACCCAAAGGUUGCCCGCUCAGGUGGUGCAGCGGUAAAAACAUGUGCUGGAACCAGAGCUGGGAUCUCGAAUAUAUAUCGUAUCGAGUCUCAGCUCUGCCUGCCGGCUGGGCUGACCAACCACAUGAACAACAAUUGGCCUGUUGUUCAGAUAGAGGUGGGAUAUUAAAGCCGGAUACGGACUUUCUCAUAACUAAUGCAGUUACGCCUCUGCUGGUUGAGUGAUGGCGCCUGUACAGAGAUAAGAAAAGAGUGCUGUCCGGGUGUGUCUCUCCGUACACAGUGCUGAUCUGCACUGCACUGCACUGGUCAAAGUGUAGGUGACAAGAUGCAUAUGGCAUGCUGCCCACGUGUCGGAGGGGGCGUGGGUUAGCUUAGUUCUCUUCAGUCAGAGUGGGGAUCGGCAUUGGUGGAGAGUAAGCAUGACACAAUCGGUCAAUUGGAUGCUCUAAAAGGGAGAAAAAGGGGGGAAAAUGCAUAAACAAAGUAAUAAAAAAAAAGGAUGUACCCAAAGGUUUUGAUUUGAUCAGGGUGGUACUUGGUCUGAGAUGUUUGAGAACAACUGAAAUAGACCAAUGCUUGAAGAAUUUCUCUGAAUCUCUUUUACUGUUAUCACAUCUAUCUACUGUUAUUUUAGAUUAUGAACUUGUUUAUUUUUUAGCGUAACAGUUUUGCAUAUAAAUGUUUUAGUAGCCUUUAACUUUCAACUAAAUAAUAAUAAACUAUCAAAAUACCAAGUAAACAUUAAACACAUUAAA
Molecule: messenger RNA, 4230 nt
Organism: Trichomycterus rosablanca
Lineage: Eukaryota; Metazoa; Chordata; Actinopteri; Siluriformes; Trichomycteridae
Product: probable E3 ubiquitin-protein ligase HERC6
Exons: 23
Coding region: 21-3080 (1019 amino acids)
Biological process (GO): ubiquitin-dependent protein catabolic process; protein ubiquitination
Cellular component (GO): cytoplasm
Molecular function (GO): ubiquitin protein ligase activity
Source: RefSeq, a predicted model, not a curated record